Messenger RNA from Emiliania huxleyi CCMP1516, 1752 nucleotides. RefSeq lists its product as hypothetical. NCBI's taxonomy places the organism in Eukaryota, Haptophyta, Isochrysidales, Noelaerhabdaceae. The transcript has 8 exons. Gene Ontology annotation, molecular function: snoRNA binding; protein binding. The coding region runs from base 1 to 1752 and encodes 583 amino acids. The record is from RefSeq and is a predicted model, not a curated record. Gene Ontology annotation, cellular component: small-subunit processome; Pwp2p-containing subcomplex of 90S preribosome. Gene Ontology annotation, biological process: maturation of SSU-rRNA from tricistronic rRNA transcript (SSU-rRNA, 5.8S rRNA, LSU-rRNA).
AUGGCGGAUCGCGUGCGCGAGGUGAUGGAGUCGAUGGUGCCGGAGCUGGAGGACGUGCAGCGCCGCGGCCUGUGCUCCGCCAGCGAGGUCAAGGCGCUCGUGCGGCGCCGCGAGCGCUUUGAGUACCUCGUGCACCGGCGAUCGCCCCUUGCUGCGCGGCCCCGCGCGACGCGCGACGACUUUCUGCGCUACCUGCAGCUCGAGAUGAACUUUGAGGCGCUGCUCAAGUGCAGGCGCCGGCGGCUCGGCAUGACCAGGCAGGGCCCGCCCGACUUUGCGAUCCGGCGCCGCAUCCACUUCAUUUUCAGCCGUGCGGCGCGGCGCUUCAAGGGGGACGAGCGGCUCUGGAUGCAGUGGAUCGACUUUGCCGAGCGGCGCAAGGCGGACAAGCGCCUCGAGCGCAUCUACGGUCGCGCGCUUGCUGUCCUGCCCCACUCGGCGCGCUCCAAUGCAAGCGCUGCGCGGCGGCUGCUGCAGCGGGCCCUGCGCGCCAACCGCGGCUCGCGCGAGCUGUGGCUGGCCUACUUUCGGUUUGAGCUCAUUUUUGCGGAGCGCGUGCAGCGCCGGAGGAGCGCGCUCGGCAUCGACGGCGGUGCGGGGGCGGCGGACGGCGACGACGUCGCGGCGGGGAGCAUGGCUGAUGGCGAGGAGGCUGGCGGCGAGGCUGGCGGCGAGGAUGACGGCAAGGACGGCGGCGGACUGGAAGUCGGUGACGAGGACGAGGACGAGGACGGAGGCGCCGCCGGCCUGGCUCUUGCGCCCAUGACGGACGUGGAGGGAGCGGAGGGCGGCGAGUUAGGAGGGGGUUCGGCGGCGACGAGCGCCGUCGCGCGCUACGUCUAUGAGAGCGCGGUGGCGGCGAUGCCCGAGGAUGUCGAGCUUCGGCUAGGCUGUUUGCGUGCGUGUGGCGAGGCACGCCUCCGCGACGCGUGCGUCGCUUGGGUCGAGGCGGUGACACAAAGGGAGGGAUUGCCGCCGGCCACCGUUGUGCGGAUGCGGAAGAAGGGGCUCCAGUUGUGCAAGGCGGCACACGCCGCCGGCGAGGCAUCGCCCUCCGUCUACCAGCGGUGGGCGGCGCUUCACUUCACGGCGGCUCUCUCCGCUGCGGACAUUUCUGGGCUUUUGCCGGACGCCUCCGAGCCAGAUGCGGCUCUGGCGUGGCGGCAGCUCGGAGGGAGCGAUGGAGCGCACGACGGCGCGCUGCAGCUCGCCCUGUCGGCUUGCGAGGCGGGCGCGAUCCGCCACCCGCAGGACGCAAGCCUCGCGUGCAUGAGGCUGCGCUUGCUGCUCGCGCGCUGCGGGGAGCGACCCACCCUUUCCGAUUUGGCACAUUUGCGCGACCCUUUCCGUGAAGUUGCGAGCGCGUUGCGAGGCACGCCUGGCGCAUUGUGCGUGUGGCGGGUGUGGAUCGAGGCGGCGAUUGCGGCCGCCGACUCGACCAGCCAGCCCCAGGCCCCCCGCCCUCCGGCCCUCCGGCCCCUUCUCCCGCCACUCCUCGUUUGGUUUGAGUACAUGGAAUGGAAGCAGAUCCGUCUCUCCUCGCACGCAGGUGCUGCUCGCAGAGUGGUUGUGUCUGAGCAUGGCCACGAUUCGGUGGAUUUGUGGCUGCACUACGCCAGGUGCCACCUCCGCCAGGGUGCCUUUGCCAAAGCCAGCGCGGUCCACGACCGGGCCCUCCGAGUACUCAAGGAACAGCUCCACUCCGACUUCGUCACGCGGUAUCAGGAGGCGUUGCGCGGCGACGCGGAGUGA